Messenger RNA from Spodoptera litura, 5233 nucleotides. RefSeq names its product major facilitator superfamily transporter 10. The record is from RefSeq and is a predicted model, not a curated record. Gene Ontology annotation, cellular component: membrane. Gene Ontology annotation, biological process: monoatomic anion transport; transmembrane transport. Gene Ontology annotation, molecular function: transmembrane transporter activity. Lineage: Eukaryota; Metazoa; Arthropoda; Insecta; Lepidoptera; Noctuidae.
GAAUUGAUGAAAGAGUCACAAUAAUUUUGUAUUAAAAUUGAUAAUAAAACGUAUUACAUUAAAGAUCAAAACGUAAUGACACAGGAAUCUAUUUAUCUGUCAUUUUAGUGUCAACUUGAAUUUUGAGCUGUCAUGUCACUGUCAGUUGCUUAAACGAAACGAGAAGCGAGUUCUUUGUUUACGAACAAAUUAAAUAAAUCUCCAACAAAAAGUCUAUGCAGUGACUCAUACUGGAACUGCAGUGUAACAGAUUUUAAACGCAACUUACCAACAAUUGUGUUAGAUGAUAUAAAGUUCAGUGACAAAGGUUCAAUUUAAGUAACAAUAUUAGUGCGGAAUGGUGUUGAUAUUGUAAUUUAGAACGUUAGAAUGGCAUCGUCAGCAGAGGAAAGUCCGAUUAUAAACUCGGAUAUAGAAAAUGAUGUUACGAGUAGCCGUCGGAACUUGGUGGAGGCGGAACCAGUGGAAGAAACUACAGGAUGGAUCAAGUGUCGAACUGUGCUUGGCAUUAUGGGGUUCCUGGGUUUUGCCAGUGUGUAUGCCAUGAGAGUGAACCUCUCAGUGGCUAUAGUGGCUAUGGUUAACUCUACAACACCUACACCAUCUAACUCAUCAGAUGUUGAUGUUUGUCCAGCCGGUCCAAGCAGCAAUAGUUCUGUACCACAGAGGCCUGGAGAUUUCAACUGGACUGUACAACAACAAAGUAUUGUUUUAGGCUCAUUUUUCUAUGGAUAUGUACUUACUCAGAUCCCAGGAGGAAGGAUAGCAGAAAUGUAUGGAGGCAAACUAGUUUAUGGUCUAGGGAUAUUUUUCACCGCAGUAUUUACAAUUUUAAGUCCAAUCGCUGCAUAUACAGAUAUUUCAUUCUUCAUUGCUGUCCGUGCUCUGGCUGGUUUAGCUGAAGGUGUUACUUACCCAGCGAUGCAUGCUAUGCUAGCAAGAUGGAUUCCUCCAUUAGAAAGAUCUAAGUUUGCAGCUUAUGUAUAUGCUGGUUCAAACAUAGGCACAGUGAUUACAUUACCUAUAUCAGGAUGGCUGUGCACCCUAGAGUUUGCCGGUGGAUGGCCUCUCUGUUUCUACAUUUUUGGCGGUAUUGGCGUCGUAUGGUUUAUUUUCUGGCUGUUACUUGUCUAUGACACACCACAGAAACAUCCCAGAAUUUGUCCAAAGGAGAUUGAGUAUAUUGUUACUACUAUCGGACCUCAGCAAGAAGAUAAACCUUCGUCAUCAAUACCUUGGCUGAAGUUCCUGACCUGCGUCCCCCUGUGGGCCAUUCUUAUUGCGCAGUGUGGCCAGGCUUGGGUGUUCUACACCCAGUUCACGGAACUACCCUCUUAUAUGAACAAUAUACUACACUUUGAUAUUGUAGCUAAUUCAAGACUGAGUGCCCUGCCAUACCUGACUGCGUGGCUGGGCGGUAUAUUGCUGUGUAUAUUCGCUGACUGGACGCUCGCCAAGGGAUGGAUAUCCAGACUCAACAGUAUGAAACUCUGGAACACUGUCUCGGCAUUUAUCCCAGCGUUUGGUCUGCUUGGCAUCGCGUGGGCUGGCUGCGACAGGAUCGCUGUCAUACUCCUGCUGUGCAUCACUUCGGCCUUUGGAGGUGCUGCGUAUGCCGGUAAUCAAAUGAACCACAUCGACCUGUCGCCGCAGUUCGCGGGCACUAUGUACGGUAUAACGAACGCUGCGAGCAACAUCUGCGGGUUCAUGGCGCCUUACGUAGUCGGACAUAUUAUUAAGGCAGAACAGCAAACGCUGGGUCAAUGGCGCGAGGUAUUCUACUUGGCAGCAGCAAUUGAUCUGGGCACUAAUCUCUUUUACUUAUUCUUCGCGAGCACCGAGGAACAGGAUUGGUCGCGUUCGGAACACGACGACUUGACGGCCCCGGCGCCUGUUGAAAGCAUUCUCUUCCCCGAAUCAUAGACAAGUCACAAAACGAAGACGCUGGAGUAGACAAUACUUGUUGCGACUAAAAACUCUUUCGUCGCUACAGGGUUUCACGUUUGUAUUGUUUUUGGAAUAUACUUUAAUAAUAUUAAUUUAAUUAUCAACAACAGAUCUAAAGAUUUUUGUGGUUCUUAAGUUAAAUGUCUAUUUCACUUAUUAUCGAAAGCUAUUGCAAUAUUAAUCGACAAUAAUUUUGAGACUUAAUUGUAAGCUUGAAAAAAAUUAUAUGAAUACUUUUUUAUUAGACUUAAAGUCCUGGUGACUUGUCAAAGGAUAAUUUUUUUUCUAUUUUCAAAAUUCCCAGUAAGCUAGAAUCAUGCCUGGUGUAUGGUGACAGCUUCGUCUCUUAUUACAUGGUAUGCCCAUAGCACACGGCGUAUACGCGCUUCAUACGAGAUUUGAACGUAACCUUGUGACCAGUGGCGGCUGUACCUUAAGUGCGCUCGUGCGCUGAACCACCAAUCCAAAAGAUUUAAAAAUGACAAAAUAUUAAGUACCUACUUCAUUUUUAUUUUUAUUACCAUUUUAAUAUUUAUUUUUAAAUAUAUAAAAACAAAAACGUAUAAAAAAUUAAAUCUCCAAUUAUAGUGAAACAGUUUGAGCGCUUUACUAAACUAUUAAGACUUAUUUUCCUGUAAAGACAAAUUCUCGUGCGCUUCGGCGAGUGCACGAGGGCUGCUAAUACAACUUGUAGGUGAUACGAGUUAAUACGCCUGACGCGUGAAACAAAAGAUAGUUCAUAGAAAUGUACCGAGUAAUGAGUCGGUUGUCGAGCGCCGCACGUGCGAUGCGAACCGAGGAUUGCCGAGAGCACCCGAUUUUUGACGAAUUGGCCGGCAUGGGCGCGCGCGAGGCGACGGCAGCCAUUGGAUGUUUGACAUCUCGUUAUUAGACUAUCAGUGUAGUUUACAAACAUACCCGAUUUUAAUAAAAAGGUGAUUGAACAUUUCGCUUCAGAUAAAUGUCGUCGUAUUGAUUUAAUUUAAUGUAUAAAAAAUAAACAUAAUAUUAUGUCAAUUUUUGUUUUGUUGCAUUUUCUAACUUUAAUAUUUUAGUAAACUGCACCACCAGUUCGAUAACCCACCAGCCGCCACUGCUUGUGACCCAUGCACACGAGGCAUAAAUACGCCUCUACUGAGCGUUAACGUGCCGAGCGUAAAAUUUUGUCUAACCAAUGCCAAUGUCGAAGAUCUUACUCUGACUUUACUGAAAAACCUGUGAUAAAAGUGACAGUUGAAGACGGUUCUAUUUAACAGCAAAAAUUAAACUCUUGUUGUGAUUUCUUGUGUCGUGGGUGCGUUUACAAACAUGUAAUUUGAUAUGCAAACCACAUACAGACUGCUAAGAACAAUUUGUGAAUUACAAAAAUGUUCCGUAAGAGAAUCAAAAUUUGUCCAUGUGAAAACUAUAAUUCAUUAAUUCAACAUUCCCAGUAUUUCAAAAUCGAAUAAAACAUUCAAAACCCAAUUUUUGACUUCGGCCAAUAAGAAUAAGGACAAAUAUAUAAAUUCAAUAUUUCAUUCAGUGAUUACGUUAUUGAUCUUCUAAUGAGUCUGUCCUACUUGCGUCAAAUCUCGUUCGCUUCCAAAGGAUUAAUGUCUUAUGGACUAGAAAUAAAAAGACAAUAAUCACCACUAAUAUGUAGACGACUAUUAACGUAACUAGCGCCAUCUAUGUUAUGAUUACGAGAAUAAUAUAUGUGAUCUUAAUUACGAUGUCUUUUUAAAGGUGUAAUAUUGUAAUAAAAAUAUAACCAAUUCCAAAUAUGUAAUAUUAUAAUAAUAAUAAUUAUACAUAUACAUGCAUGAAGAAUACUUAUGGUGCUUUUAAUAUCACAAAGUUUAAUAACUAAUUUAUCUGUAAUGAACAUUCUUAUAUAAUUAUUAUUGUUUACCAGUUAUAAUAGAAUUCAAAAUAUUAUUUUCCACAACAAUGAUAGUUAUUAAGAAAUAAAACCUGUUUACUACAUUUCCGAAAUAAAUAGAACUUUAACAUCAAAAAAAAAACUAUGUAAGGUACUUUCCAUUUGUCCAUAAAGCUUAAAAUAUCCAUACAUUUCGAAAUAAUUGAUGUUAGUUUUCUCAGUUAGCCAAACGACUUUGACCUCUAUUGCAUACAAGAUAAAAUCUAAACCAAUCGAAGUAAGUACAAAGUUGGUUUUGAAAAUACAUGUUUCAGAGUGAAACCUAUCUAUCCUUAUUACUCAGAUAUAGACGUCAAAAGGGGUUGAGUUGUUAAAAUGUCACUGUGUAUCUUUCUCUGUCUUUCGCGUGUAUAAAUCAAUGUGCGAUAGAGACGACAACAUAGCAACAAUUACUUUUUCUUUAUUAAUGAACUUAUAUAACUCAUAGUUAGAUGAGAUAAGAUAUUUAUGUUGGAGCAUCUGCGAGUACUUAGAGCUUUUUCAACUUGUAGCAAAUAAAUUAAUUAUGUUUUACGGCUUAAUGAUGCAAUAGUUUCUUUCCGCCCUAGGAGCUAAUAGUCUGAGUUAGCGCAACGCUCAUUACGACAUUUGUCGUGUAAUGCUACGCAUGACUAUAAGCCCCCAGAUUGGCUCGGAAUUAAUCGGGUUACCUCGUCAACAGUUUUGUAAAAGAUAAUUAAUUAUAGCAAGUAUUUAGCCAAUUUUAUUUAUAAAAAGCACGGCUUCAGAACAAAGUUCAGCCUAUACCACAAAAGAAGCUAGUUUAGUUUGCAUUCCUGCUCUCAUUAAAAUACUACACCGAUCUAACGGGUCAUAUAGCUGAAUAUUUACACUAUAUUUAUAGUUAUGUGAUGUCAAACAUCGUAACAGUAAUUAUGAUUAACAUUCGCAUACUUAUGACAAUUAUUAGAACUUAAAAAUAUCCGUUAAAACAUUAACACAUUGUAUCAUUCAUUUCACCAUUAUGUUAAGAUCAACACUAAAUACGAUUAUCGAUAUUUAAAAUCGAUUCUUUUUGUAACUCGAGUAUCGAUAUUUUAACUCAUUUUAUAUUCGAAAAUUAUGUCAAUUGAAAAUAGACUCAUCAGUAACAAUAUUUUGUAAACAUAUCAUUAGGUCAAUUAAUGUUCAAAAAUCCCUAAUAACACUAAUAUUUUAAUGUACUUACCUAUCGGCAAAAUAUAAAAUCGCUAUCCACCGCCCUGUUUUCCCUAUGGUCGCUCGCGCCGAGUGCAUGCAAAUAUCGCCUAAGAAUGGUCGACCGCCAACUUUGCUGAUUACCGUCAACAUAUUUUUGUAGAAAAAAAAAUAUGCACAAAUUAUUAUAAUUAUUAGUCUGUCUCGGGUUCACUUCCCGGGUCC